Sorghum bicolor (sorghum) is the source of this 1040-nucleotide messenger RNA. RefSeq lists its product as uncharacterized. The record is from RefSeq and is a predicted model, not a curated record. Bases 389 to 796 code for a protein of 135 amino acids. NCBI's taxonomy places the organism in Eukaryota, Viridiplantae, Streptophyta, Magnoliopsida, Poales, Poaceae. The transcript is spliced from 3 exons.
UGCCCCGUGUCAAUGCCGUUGCACAUCCUUGCCUCAGUCAUCCUCACGUCCACGACUUGUCUGGUUACCCCUCCGUUGCCCGACCUUUGCCGUCAUCUCCAUGCCCCGCACUAUUGUCGUUUUGGCCUUAGCAUCUUUUGGCGCUGAUAUGAUGCCUUACUUACAUGGUUUCAUUGGUGUCUAAUUUAACCCAAAGUUGUAUUCAGUUAGUCGUUACAUUGUAUUCGUUUUCUCACGUUGUUGGAUUCGUAUUUCUGACUUCUGAGUCGUUGUGUUGUAUUCGGUUUCUAAUAUAGGUGUAGAUAUAUACACAAAUUCAGAGAAUUCUGGAUUCGGCCCGCCUUCGUCUCAUAAAUAAAGCCUAAAGCUUGUAGCGUUCAGAUCCGCUAUGGCGCUGCGUUCUCUUCUACUGCUAAGGAUUCAGGGUGUUGUUCUCCCGUCAACGAAAGGCCCCCGUACGGGGCUCUUGUCCGGGCUGUCGCCGGCGGCGGCGACGACUCGAUUUAUGGGCACCAAAUCUCAGUGUGAACAUCGCUUCCCGACAACUAUUGCUGAGGCUGAACAAAGGAUGACCCAACUGCGGGAUUCAAUAAAGGCCAUGCAGCAAGAGACCAUUAAGGACCAGCAGAAGCUACGGGAAGAGCUGACUGAGUUCGAUAAAAAUAUCAGGCGUGAGUUCGCUGAGGUAUCAAGUUCUGCUGAUAAAGCCAGGAAAGUUGGAAGCGCAUUUGUGGCUGCCGUCCUUGGCACUCCAUUGCUUCUGAUAUUUAUGAGCAAGUAUCAACCAACAGACUGAGUUGGAAACGCACUUGUGGCUGCCGUCCUGGCACCCCAUUGCCUCUGAUAUUUGGGAGCAAGUAUGAACCAUAAUAGUAUCUGGAUGUAUCUUGCGAACCUGACAGCAAUAUCAACUUGUUAGCAUUUUAUUUUGUGUGGACUGUCGCUAUGAGGUAGAAAUUUUUAUCAGGGGCUUUUAACUCAACAAUUAUGGUUGUCUUAUGAUUAGGGAUGAGAAUGAUACAAAUAUUUUUUUGACUGUA